GGAUUGACUUGAUAAAAAUGAAGUCUUGGUUUUCUCUUCUCGUCUUUGUUAAAAAUUCCGGGAACUUGCUGGUCGGCUUCUUGGAAGUUGUUCUCCUUAUUUCUACUACUGCACUUUCAUUAUUCGUCUGCCAAUGAUGAAGGCAGCCAUCUUCUUGGAAGUUAAAAAUUCCGGGAUUGAAGGUUGUUCCUGUCGGGAAAUCUAACAUGGCAGAAACGCUUAUUUCAGGAGUUGUCAAAAAACUUGCUGAUAUAGCAGGUAAUCUAAUAGCAAAAGAAGGCUCUCGCUUGUCUGAGUUGGAAGAAAACAUUAAUUGGAUUGGAGAUGAGAUGAGGUCUAUUAAAACUUUCUUGGAAAAAUCUGACGCAGUAGAGUCAGAAAUAGGAGGAUUGGCUGACUUCAUCAGAAGCACUUGCGAUCUUGCUUAUGAUUUGGAGGAUAUCAUGGAAGAGUACUUCCCUAAGCUAUCACCACCUAGAAGGAAUGGCUGGAAGGGGCGUCUUGGUUGGUUUUUGAAAGCCAAAACUGUUCGUGACUUUGCAGUGGAGAUUGAAAAAAUAAAACGAAGGGCGGUGGAUAUCAAUCGCAGGAGACAGGCUUAUCAAGUCCCAGAUGUCCCAGAUGCAAGUGGCCCUGCUGGAAGAGAGGAAUGGGAUCCAAGAAGAACUUUUGCUCACACUGAAGAAGUAAAUGUUGUUGGUAUGGACGAACACAUUGAGGAAUUAGCGGCCGAAGUGUCGGAUCAAGAUUUAGAGCAUCGUGUGAUCUCAAUUAUAGGCAUGGCCGGUAUAGGCAAGACAACACUGGCCAGAAAGGUAUAUAAUUCUGUUCGACCAAGUUUUGUAUAUUCAGCUUGGAUUUAUGUCUCUCGACGACCAAACCCAAAUGAACUUUUACAUAAUAUAGCAAAGCAAGUUGGCCUGACCAACGAGGAGCGGAAACAGGACUUGGAGGGUAAUUUGUUUCGCCGUUUAAGCCUAAAAAGGUAUGUGAUAGUAAUUGACGAUAUAUGGCAGAUUGAACCAUGGUAUGCUUUAAAACAUGGCAUUCCUGUUAAUUCCAUGAAUGGCAGUAGAAUAAUAAUCACUUCCCGAUCCAAAGAUAUAUGUGUACGAAUUGGUGGGCAAAUUUUUUUACAUGAAUUGCAACCCUUAGACGAAGAAAAGAGUAGAGAACUCUUCUUCAAAGUGGUUUUGGCUGCCCCACAAGACAAUGAUGAAGAUGGUGAUCCCUCACAAUUGGAAAACAUUGGUGAGAAAAUACUAAGGAAAUGUGGCGGUGUGCCGCUUGCUAUAGUAGUUAUAGCAGGCGUGUUGUUAUCAAGAGAGAGAAGCAUACAAGCAUGGAAAAGGGUACUAGAGAGUAUCGGUAAAGAUGAAGACCAAUGUCGAAAGAUAUUUGCUUUGAGCUACAAGGAUUUACCUUCAAUGUUGAAACCAUGUUUUUUAUAUUUUGGUCUAUUUCCGGAGGAUCACGAAAUUUUCACAUUCAGACUAAUCAAUUUAUGGGCAGCUGAAGGAUUUAUACAUGGCAGUGGAAUAAGGGCAGUUGAGGAUGUGGGGCAAGAUUACCUAAAUCAAUUAGUUGGUAGAAACCUAAUUCAAGUUGUCAAGAGGAGGUUGGACGGAACAGUUAAACUUUGUCGUAUUCAUGAUAUCUUGCACGACCUUUGCAUUAGCAAGGCUAGGGAGACGAACUUUCUUAACACACUCGAUAAUGUAGCCACUAGUGCAUAUUCCCUUGCACCACGCAGAGUCACUACCUCUUUUCAAAGUGAUGCGAGCAACUACGUUUCUUCAAAUCUUCAAACUCCAAAGCUGCGGGCUUUGUUAUGUUUCGAUGAUUCUACAACGAAAGGUUUCUGGGAAGUUAAGCUUCGUCUUAGAAACUUCAAAUCUCUUCAAGUGCUAAUUUUAACGUACUCAAGUGGGCUGAGGGCUCCUAUGAAUGAAAUUGUGAAGUUAAAACACCUCUAUCACCUUCAAUUGGGAGGGGAGUAUGUUAUAGAGCUUCCUUACGCCAUAUGCAAUUUGAAAAAUUUGCUGACCUUGGAUCUAAAUUUUCUCGAAGUCAUCCUCCCUAAGGUCAUCUGGAAAAUGAAGCAACUAAGACAUAUUCGAUUACCUCCUCACUGUAGCGCUUCUUCAGUCCGUGGGUUCCACUUGGAUUGCCAUAGGUUCCAUCCAUUUGAAGUUUCUUUACCAAACCUGCAGACCCUCUUUGGAUUGCCUGUCAAUGUUUUUGAGGCCAAUUGGUUGCACAAACUUGAUAGUUUGAGAAGACUGGAAAUCUAUUUUAUAACUAAGCAUUUCAUUGGGGUAUUGUCAAGUGCAAACUCCCUGUUACAGAAGCUAGAAGAAUUGCUUAUAUUUUCGCCAGACGAUAUGAAAUCUGCCUUGGAUCUGUCUAGAUAUGUAAGCCUUCGUAAGUUAUUCAUAAGCGGCAGCGGCAUAGUGGAUUUUACACGACAUGAUAAACUGCCAACAUGCCUCACAGAGCUUGUCCUUUAUGUAACUAACCUGGAAAUGGACCCAAUGGUGACUUUGAAGAAACUACCUAAACUUAAGUUCCUUAUGCUUGAAAGGGAUUCAUACCUUGGGGAGAAGAUGGUAUGCUCUGGAGAAGCUGACAGCUUUCCUCAACUCAAAGUAUUGAAAAUUGCUGCAAAGAGUCUAAAGGAGUUUGUAGCUGAGGAAGGAGCAAUGCCUGAACUCAAGGACCUUACCCUCACUAAGUGCAUACCAAGAAUGAGAGUUCCAGAUAGAAUCGGAAAAAUAAUCACGAUUGACCCAAACAUGAGAGCCUACGAGACGUGGUAGUCAGAUCCGUGACUUCAUUUUGGAAGGUGAAAGCACCAACUAAAGGAUAAUAAAUACACGGGCUCUUGAUCUUCAGACUGCUUGCUCCUCAAUGUAAUCUUGCGACAUAAUGUCUUUCGGCUGAUUGCUUCUCAUGAGAAGGAAAAUGCGCUGCACAGCAACAGCGAGAAGAAAAGGAGAAGAACAGCAAGAAGAACAGUGGCCGAUGGCGGAUCUGGACUACGGCGAUGGCGGCAGCCCAGCUGGACGACGGCAGCAGUAAUCGCCAGAAGCAAAGGGAAGAUGGAGAAGAGAGCAAACAGGGAAGAUGAUGGGAGAAGAUGAGGGCAGAAUAGUAUUUUCAUUGGUCAACUGUGUAGCGUUUUUUGGCAAAGCGGGGGGCACCAGCUUUUACUAAACGCUGGGAGUAUUUCUCAACACAAGCUUGAGAAUUCGGUGUUUUCACUCAAGUACUUGCAGAAAUAUAUAAAAGGAACUGCAUUGACCUGCUUCCCAAUUGUCGAGUGCAGAUCUGAAGCCUUGAAUUUCUGGGUCUGUGUGGCUGUCUUCUUGAUUUUCUGUAGUCAUGUUUUGCAGAAGACAUAUCCAAAAUGAGUUGGAACCUACAAGUUGAAGCUAUGUAAACGCUAGCUUUCCUUAUAAUUCAGCUGGUAGCUUUAUGUAGCUUUAUCAAUUUCUUUACUGUUUGUUGCAUAUGAACAUGUCAGUUUCAUUUUUGCUGAUGCACUACAUGUUCAGGUACCUAUUAUUUGUGAUGGUGUUUGUUCCCCUUGGUUUAUGUUCUUUGGCUUGGCAAGACAAAUGUGUAUAUGGACUUAAUUAUGCCUGUUAUUUACUGUCAUCAGAUUUUGGUUUA
This is a messenger RNA of Diospyros lotus (date-plum), 3675 nucleotides long. RefSeq names its product toMV resistance protein Tm-2(2)-like. The coding region runs from base 207 to 2819 and encodes 870 amino acids. The transcript has 6 exons. The record is from RefSeq and is a predicted model, not a curated record. Gene Ontology annotation, biological process: defense response to other organism. Gene Ontology annotation, molecular function: ADP binding; ATP hydrolysis activity. NCBI's taxonomy places the organism in Eukaryota, Viridiplantae, Streptophyta, Magnoliopsida, Ericales, Ebenaceae.